Molecule: messenger RNA, 625 nt
Organism: Penicillium verrucosum
Lineage: Eukaryota; Fungi; Ascomycota; Eurotiomycetes; Eurotiales; Aspergillaceae
Exons: 2
Coding region: 14-625 (203 amino acids)
Source: RefSeq, a predicted model, not a curated record
GUCUGGCUACGUUAUGCGAGUUGCUCUGGUUUUAGUUAUUAUUAAGGAAACUGGCCAGUUAUGUGCAGCGGCUCGGCAUACUAUAACGUUCUCUUUCCCCGACGCUCAUUUCACAGCUGAGCCUACCUUUGCUUGUCCUCAUCAGGAUCUCCUAUCUCUCGUCCCCGAGAACCAAGCCGCUGAAGAUCCUCACAUGCACCAGACUUUGAUUUCUUCGAAACCUCAUCAAGAUAUCCUGUCUUUUGUCCCCGGGAAGCUGGUCUCAAAAGCCUGUGUAGCGUGUCCGACUCUGAUUACAAAAUACGCUUUGUCUGAAGACAAGAAUCUGGCUGCUUUCUGGGUCGUUCGAAAUCUGGGAAGCUGUAAAUGGCCUGUAGACCGUCCUUGGUUUGACCAGUGUCGUCUCACCGGAACAUUCUUUUCGCAUAAUGAUAUAUACUGGCUUCGGUCCCGGAACUUGCAGAAGAUGAUGCAAGGUGUUUACGGUCAGUGGAAAAGAGAUUACUGCCUGGAGCAGAAAAGAAGGUUGCUCCAACAUCAAAGCGAAUCAUCACGAACUACAGGUGACGAAACCCUAGCUAGUAUCCCGACGGCGACGCUGCUUUUUCUAGCGUCGAGUUGUUGA